UAACCAGACUCUAAGCUUGCCUUUGAGUUUGAGCUUGUCUUAAGCUUUCUUUCUUUCUUUUUUUGGUUUUUGUCUGAAGCUUGAUCUUUCUUCUUCUUCUUCUUCUCCUCUAUUCUUUUUUUUUUGUAAGCUCUUGAAAUCAACCAGAGACAAUGGAAACGAAAUGGCUAUUUACCUCGGCUUUCUCUCAAAUGUUCGGCUACUCAAACCGUAUGGAUCAAACCAGCAACUGCCAAAACACCCGCAACAAAAUAAUGAUGAUGAAGAAAGAAGAAUUCCCAAGUGGAUUCCAAGUUCCUCUUCACUACCCUAAAUACUCCAAGUCUGAUUAUGAGGCCAUGGAUGAUCUCAGCCUUGACUUGCUCCUCAAACAGUAUGGAUUGUCCUUCGAAGGAUCUCUUGAUGACAAGCGGGUCUUUGCAAUUGAAUCAUUUCUCUGGCCCGAUCAGCUUUAGGGUUUAUGUUGGCAUCUGAAUUCUCUCAUUAUCUCUCUUAACCAAUAGAUUCAGUGACCCUAAGAUAACGAGAUGUUUUGUGUCAAAUCACCAUAUGUAUCAAACACUUAAUUAGUUAUCAGGUUUGUGUGUUAUGUGUUCUUUCAAAACAAAACAAAAGUUUGUGUCUUAUGUCAUAUGUGUGUGCGUAUCGAGAAGUUCUGAAGCAUGCAAUUUACUCAGAUCAUAUGAAUCACCAUGAAUGCAUUAAUAAUAACAUCUUUGAUUA
This is a messenger RNA of Eutrema salsugineum, 723 nucleotides long. RefSeq lists its product as uncharacterized. Bases 153 to 455 code for a protein of 100 amino acids. NCBI's taxonomy places the organism in Eukaryota, Viridiplantae, Streptophyta, Magnoliopsida, Brassicales, Brassicaceae. The record is from RefSeq and is a predicted model, not a curated record. The transcript has a single exon.